This is a messenger RNA of Meira miltonrushii, 300 nucleotides long. RefSeq lists its product as uncharacterized. Gene Ontology annotation, biological process: nucleosome assembly. The annotation marks the transcript as partial. Lineage: Eukaryota; Fungi; Basidiomycota; Exobasidiomycetes; Exobasidiales; Brachybasidiaceae. Gene Ontology annotation, molecular function: protein heterodimerization activity; DNA binding; structural constituent of chromatin. Gene Ontology annotation, cellular component: nucleosome. The transcript has a single exon. The record is from RefSeq and is a predicted model, not a curated record.
GGUAAAGGCGGUAAAGGUCUCGGCAAGGGCGGUGCUAAACGCCACCGUAAAAUCUUGCGUGACAACAUUCAAGGUAUCACAAAGCCUGCCAUUCGUCGUUUGGCCCGUCGUGGUGGUGUGAAGCGUAUUUCAGGUUUGAUUUACGAUGAAACCCGUGGUGUUCUUAAAUUGUUCUUGGAAUCCGUCAUUCGUGAUUCAGUCACUUACACUGAACACGCCAAGCGCAAGACUGUCACCUCCCUUGACGUCGUUUACGCUCUCAAACGUCAAGGCCGCACAUUGUACGGUUUCGGUGCUUAA